Messenger RNA from Hypoxylon trugodes, 1871 nucleotides. RefSeq names its product MFS general substrate transporter. Gene Ontology annotation, molecular function: transmembrane transporter activity. Gene Ontology annotation, biological process: transmembrane transport. Lineage: Eukaryota; Fungi; Ascomycota; Sordariomycetes; Xylariales; Hypoxylaceae. Bases 152 to 1750 code for a protein of 532 amino acids. The transcript is spliced from 2 exons. The record is from RefSeq and is a predicted model, not a curated record.
CGACAAUGUUCCUUAUAAUUACUAUAUUCGGAGACGUGGUGGUGUUUGCUUCAUUUUGUGUCAUUAUUUUAAAAUGUUCUUGAUUCAAUUCGGUGUGUUUUAAGGAUAAAAAACAGCGAGCGGUUGCUGUGUUCUUCAUUUCGUAUAAAUCAUGUGGUCCUAUAUCCAGUAUCGUCGGAUGGGGAGGGACCUCCAACAGGCAUACGAGAGGGACUCCAAGAUUGAAACAUAUCGACAAGCGCGAGAAUCAAACUCCAGGAAUGUCGAAGCGGCUAAACCAGAUUCUCCUCUGGAAACAUUAGGGAGUAAAGAACGUGAUGAUACCCCGACGAAUAAUCACAGCACAGACAAGAUCAUAGUCCGGACUGAUGGUGAUGAUGACCCAAUAGAUCCGAAAAAUUGGCCCUUGAUGGCCCGAUGCAAGAAUAUCGCCAUACUCUCUUUCUUAAUAUUCUCCCAAGGAUGGGCAGGGGCCGCGGAAUCGAUGGCGAAUAAGACUGCCAGCGCAGAGUUCGGCGUUAGCCAGGUUGCCGAAAAUUUAUCAACUGCUAUGUAUCUCUUCGGUGUCGGUUCCGGCGCACUUUUCGCAGGUCCAUUAUCUGAGACCGUAGGUCGCAAUCCAACGUACCUGGUCUCGACGUUUUGCUACUUAUUCUUUGUCCUGGGGUCAGCAUUGACGCCGACGUUUGGAGGUCAAGUCGUAUGCCGCCUCUUCGUUGGCCUCUUCUCUAGCGCGACAUUGAGUAUCAAUGGUUCGAGCGUGCGCGACCAAUUCCGGCCUGUGAAGAGGGCCUUCGCGUUUCCUAUCAUUGCUUGGGCGAAUGUAGCGGCACCGGUAAUAGCGCCUAUAGCAGGCGGUUGGAUUGUGUCAAACCCUAACUUAUCAUGGCGUUGGACAGAAUGGGUGACGCUGAUAAUCUCUGGCCUCGCGUUUCUGGUCUCGUUAUUUUUUCUGCCGGAGACGUAUUUACCACUUCUUCUUGACUGGAAGGCGAAACAUCUACGGCGUCUAACUGGUGACAAUCGAUAUGUCUCUGAACACGCCGAGUCGGCGUCCUUUAUUCGGAAGCUCAGGCAGGUGGGCCCUCUGCCAAUGAAGUUCCUCACCCAGGAGCCCGUUAUUGCUAUACUGGGUGGAUAUUUAAUUUUGCUAUACGUAUUGCUGUUUUCGUUCUUAUCCGGUUUUGACUACAUCUUUAAAGAAACGUAUCAACUUUCUACCGCGCUCACCGGAUCUUGCUUCGCGUCAAUCGCGGCCGGCGCAACGUUUUUCACACUUCUAGCUCCUGGAUUCUACAGCUGGGCGAGAUGGAAGACAGAAUAUGUGCGGGGUGCGCCAAUCGACCCCGAAUUCAGGCUCUGGCCAGCCAUAAUUGCAGCGCCAUUGCUCGCUAUCAGCCUCUUUUGGCUGGGGUGGAGCGACCAACAAAAUGUAUCCAUUUGGAGUAGCCUGGGCGCCUGUUUUGUCUUUGGUAUGGUCAUCAUCGCCAUCUACGUUGCUAGUUAUGAGUAUAUCAUUGAUAGCUACGGAGACCACGCCGCCAUAGGUUUAGCGAGUAUUACCAUAGUUCGCUAUUUAGUCGCUGGAGGAAUGGUCAUGGCUGCGCGUCCUAUGUAUGAAGGAAUUGGUACACAUUGGACGAUGACCCUCUUAGGGGGCGUCGCUGUGGUGUUGUUACCGGCGCCGCUUUUCUUUUGGCGUUAUGGGCGGAAACUUAGGGCUAGGAGUCCUUACGCGAAAAGUCCAUAAUCUUAAUUUUUAUAGCGGAAUGAAUUUCGGUUGGAAAUUAAGGUGUUCGCAGCUCCACGCCCAAGAACUUUCAGCUAUCAGGGAUCUAAGAGUUCAACCCUUCAGCCAGCUUUUCGCGUAC